Messenger RNA from Stegastes partitus (bicolor damselfish), 2220 nucleotides. RefSeq names its product RAB40B, member RAS oncogene family (gene rab40b). The record is from RefSeq and is a predicted model, not a curated record. Gene Ontology annotation, molecular function: GTP binding; GTPase activity. The transcript is spliced from 6 exons. NCBI's taxonomy places the organism in Eukaryota, Metazoa, Chordata, Actinopteri, Pomacentridae. Gene Ontology annotation, biological process: intracellular signal transduction. The coding region runs from base 152 to 1000 and encodes 282 amino acids.
UCAGCCUGAUCCAGGUGACCGCUCACCUAACCAGAGGCUCUGCUCUUUAUUUCUGCCUGUUCGGAACCGGAGCAGGAGCGGGGUUCGGUUUGAUUCACGCCGCCGGAUCUCAUCUCAUGAUGGGACGCAGCAGCCGCCGCCUGCCGCCAGGAUGAGCCAGAGGAGCCCCGCCAGAGCCUACGACUUUCUGCUCAAGUUCCUGCUGGUGGGCGACAGCGACGUGGGGAAGGGCGAGAUCCUGGCGAGCCUGCAGGACGGAGCCUCCGAGUCCCCGUACGGACACAACAUGGGGAUCGACUACAAGACGACCACCAUCCUGCUGGACGGGAGACGAGUCAAGCUGCAGCUCUGGGACACGUCUGGUCAGGGGCGGUUCUGCACCAUAUUCAGAUCUUAUUCCAGAGGAGCUCAGGGAGUCAUCCUGGUCUACGACAUCACCAACCGCUGGUCCUUCGACGGAAUCGAUCGGUGGAUCAAAGAGAUAGACGAGCAUGCACCAGGGGUUCCCAAGAUCCUGGUGGGGAACCGCCUCCACCUGGCCUACAAGCGCCAGGUGACCACGGAGCAGGCUCAGGUGUACGCCAGGAAGCUGGGCGUCACCUUCUUCGAGGUGAGUCCGCUGUGCAACUUCAACAUCACCGAGUCGUUCACCGAGCUGGCCCGGAUCGUCCUCAUGAGGCACGGCAUGGAGCGGCUCUGGAGGCCCAACAAAGUGCUGAGCCUCCAGGACCUGUGCUGCCGCUCCAUCGUGUCCUGCACUCCGGUGCACCUGGUGGACAAGCUGCCGCUGCCUCUGGCCCUCACGUCGCACCUCAAGUCCUUCUCGGUGGCCACCGGCCUGAACGCCCGCAUGAUGCACGGACGCUCGUACUCGGUCGCCGCCGCCCAGCACGGCGCCGCCAAGAGGACCGGGGGCGCGCUGCUGAAGAAGCCCAAGUUGAUCCGGCCGCCGCUCAGCCCGUCUGCUCAGAGCUGCAGGAACAGCUGCAAGAUUUCCUAACGGCAGCGAACGCACCGCCGGUGUGUUCAGGGCCUGAAGGCGUCAGAGGCCGCAUCAGACUGUGUGAGCCGGCAGCAGGAAACCAAAGUGUCCGCCUUCAGAGUGUGGUUGGUGUGUUUCAACUGCACCUGGAUGACUGUAGAGGAGCUGACGUCACGUAAACAACCGUCAACAACAGUAAACAACAGUAAACAACAUAAACAUUGAAGGACCAGGACAACUUCUUGUGUCGGGACAAUGUCAGGGAAAAUAAAUCUGAGAAAGUAGAAAUAUUUUGAGAAAACUUCUUCAAAGACAAAUAAAUGUAUUUUGGGAAUAAAUUUUAAAAAAUCAUGUUUUAAAAAUUUUCUAAAAAAAACCAAAACGGCGCUAAAACAUCUGCUCAGUUUUCUGACACAUUCAGUGUUGGAUCAUGUGGGAUAUAAAUAAUGUUCCUGUCUUGACCAGGAAGUGCUCCAGCGUGACUCCAGAGUGACAAACGUCCAGCGUCACGCUUCAUGUUCAUGUUCUGACCGUUUUUCUCUUAAACAGUAAAACUCUGUGAGACGUGCUGCUUGGACGAUUUCUAUUUUAAGUUGAAAUACAUCAGUUCUGACUUGUUUUGGGCCCAACCAGAAUAUUGGACUGAUGUGUGAACUGUUGGACGAUUUUGUCUUUUUUCUCACUCACUGCAUUUAGUUUUUUUAUCUUCAUCAAAAUAUUUCAGAUUUUUAAUUUCAAAGCAGUUUUUUUUUUCUCACUUUAUUCUGAAAACAUCACAAUAUUUAUAAAAUCCACUUUUUUCCCAGAAUUUGAACAGCAGAAUGUUAAUAUAACUACUAAACCUUUAAAUGUUUCUUGUAAAAUUGGACUCCUGUUUAUAGAUUCCCUGUUUUUUUCUGGACUGUUCUGUUUGUUCUGACCCGGUUUGACUCCGUCCUUUACAGAGGAGGAGACUUCAGAGCAGAACCGUCUCGUGGGAUGAAGGUGAAGUCGUGACGUUGAACCCUCGCGUGGUUCUGGUUUCAUUUCGGCCGACUCUUCCUCUAAAUCUUGUGCAGGACGUGUUCUGUGAAACACACCUGGACGACGCCUCACCUGUCCACAGCAGCACCUGGAGCCUCGCGCUGCUCCGCUGAACCUCCUGUGAUCUGUGUACAAUAUUUGUACGUGUUGUAAAUACGCUGUUUGUUUCAGGAGGCCGCUGCUCCGUCACAAUAAAGUCUGUCCUCCGUCACACA